Eufriesea mexicana is the source of this 412-nucleotide messenger RNA. RefSeq names its product ribonuclease H2 subunit C. Gene Ontology annotation, cellular component: ribonuclease H2 complex. The record is from RefSeq and is a predicted model, not a curated record. The transcript has 3 exons. NCBI's taxonomy places the organism in Eukaryota, Metazoa, Arthropoda, Insecta, Hymenoptera, Apidae. Gene Ontology annotation, biological process: RNA catabolic process.
AUGGCUAUUCAUUUGCACAUGAACCAUGAUUUAUCCGAGGAAAAACAAAAUGUACUGCACUUAAUGCCAUGCAAAAUUUAUUGUGAUGAAUCUGCAAAUAUUUCUUCAUAUUUUACACCUUACAUUCGUAAAAUGGAUGAUGAACAUUAUAAUUUUUAAUUCCGAGGAUAUCCGCUUCAAGGGAAAAAAAUUACAUUUCCUUCUGGAUAUAAAGGUAUUACAUUUAUUGAGCGCAAAAAGACAGAAGUAGAAAACAUAGAACGUAAUUUAUACUCUAUGGGAACAUUUUCUCAUUUUACUUACUGGAAUUAUGAUAAAUUACCAUCAAAAAAUGAUGCCUUAGCAGCUGCCAUGGAUUGGAUCGAUAUUGCUGAAGCACUACAUUCUACAGAAUUAUAAUUAAAAAUCGGAU